This is a messenger RNA of Diaporthe batatas, 1367 nucleotides long. RefSeq lists its product as uncharacterized. The record is from RefSeq and is a predicted model, not a curated record. Lineage: Eukaryota; Fungi; Ascomycota; Sordariomycetes; Diaporthales; Diaporthaceae. Bases 216 to 923 code for a protein of 235 amino acids. The transcript has a single exon.
GCAACUCGACCACCUACGACUUCAGUAACCCAAGUGACCCCGUAACCAAGUCGUACGUGUGGUCAACUUCUUACGUUUUCAAUCCCCCAACCUCUGCCAACCCUGCCGACCCUCCAAAUCACUGGAUUGUGGCACCUGGUGCGCCGCCGCAGUCCAGAUCUGGCCCACCACCCUCUGCACUGCUCGCUCCCUUGAGCCUCGGAGGGCAGGCGCCCAUGUCUCUGGAGCUCGACCCUGCCAGGUGGAUCGUGACAUUUGGCAGACCAAUGGCUGCCGCCGCCCUGUCCGCGGCCGCAGCCUGUCUUUACAACAAGCUCAAGGCCAAGUUCACCAAGGUUGAGAUCUCCAUCGAGGGCACCGAUGGCACUCAGGUCCGAGUCGUGUACGAGGCCGGCAAUGGCAACGGCUCUGGCGGUUUCGCUUUCUUGGGCACAUCCGUAGGCUCUGCCAGUGGGCCCGUGGCUACUAUUGAUGAAGCCCUGAGGGAGAUGUUGACCAGCGGGAAGGUGCCCGCUGGUGAAACCUGGGACAUCUCGGCGGACACAAAGCCGAGCCCGCUGGCUCUCACGACGUCGUCCAGCAACUCCCUCCUCCCUGCCAGCACUACUGUCGCCGGAUACACCUCUCAGACUGGGGAGGCCAUUUCCUCUAACAUGGCCUCUUCCGGUCUUCAACAACAGCAGCAGCAGCCCGAUAGAGAAACCAUUGUGCCCACCAUUGUCUCGCUCAGCAAGUCUACCAAUGAAAGCCCUGGAGCCACCGAGCAACCCGCGGAGUAUAUCUCCCAGCCUGCCGAACCCAGCACCAAUGAUGCCGCCUCUUACGGUUUUCACCAGCAACAAGAUCUGUCCAGCAGCGAAACCUGUAUCCCCACCCACUUCAACGACGAUAACCCGAACGGAGUUCAAAGAAUUGCCGUUUAGGUCAACCCCAUACUCGCUAUCCACGUGGUCAGAUCGUCUUGGCGUUUCUUCUCCCUUGCCCAUCCGCCGGAAUAGACAUCCUCCUCCGAGGCUGCCUAGCUGGAGGUACACGCUACAAUCCUCUAACGAGCACAGUCCUGGCGGAAGCCGAUCACGAGCGCUCAGUCUCUCUACCGCCUUGUCUCCUAUCGCAAAUUCUCGUCCGUCUUUUCAACCUCGUUUAGAUUCAUCAUUUACGCCCCCUUCCGCUCAGCUCUCCGCGUUUCCAGCAGAGCUCCCGGGGUCAUCUCCGAUGGUUCAAUUCUCGCCCGUCACUGUCCCUUGCCUCGCUGGGUCCGGCCUUCAAGUAUACGUGUUGUUGGACAACAGCAGAGCAUCACCGUGCAUUGAAAGACUUCCUGGAUCACCUCAAUAAAAUGCGGAGGUCUAUUGGUACUCACAAGC